AUGUCUCUUGCUGAACAGCGGAAACAGGCUGUUUUACGAAAUUUGGAGAGAUUGAGAGAGAUGGGAGCUCUCACAGAGGCUCAAGAGAAGGAAAUGCGCAAAAAGUAUAACAUUAAAAACAAGACCACUCUAAAAAAUGAGCAGCGAGCCUUGGACAGUUUUUUGAUGGCUGAAGAAAAGCGUCUUGAGGAAAAACGGCGUCAGAAGGCGUGGUCUCGCUCACGACCACUCUUUUCAAGGCCUCUUAGCGAUAGUGAUGACAGUGAUUUUGCUAGUAGUGAUGAUGAGUGGUGCCCAGGCACUUCUCCACCACCCUUAGAAUCCAACCGAUCAAAGCGACGAUCAAAAUUGAAAAAAAAUGUGAAAAAAAUUGCUUCGGAGGAACCGCAUAAAGUAGUUACAGAAACAGUGAAAGAAACAACUCUAAAAAUAAAUAAACCUCAAUUUUCAAAGCCUGAAAGUACUGGAGGUUUGAUGGAGCUGCAGGAAGUGAAAAACUAUCAAACGAGAAAUAUCACUCGGAAAAAUUACAAAGAGCCCCCUGCAGAUCCCCAAGAUGACCGCUUUCUUUUUUGCUAUGAGUGCAAAAAUAUGUACAUCGAUCCUUGUCCUACUCACCCAAUUCUGUGGAUAAAAUCAGUAAAGCCAUUAUUAUGUGAUGCGGUGAAAACAGGCAAACCCGACGAUUGUUGCUGUGGUAAAGAUGAACGAAAUCACUCUCGAAGAACAGCCCCAGAAUGUUUUUUGCGCGUUGGCCAAUCAAGCAUCCGAGGUGCUGGAUUGGGUGUUUGGGCAGAAAAAGAAAUUCCUAUGGGUGCAGUCUUAGGCCCAUACACUGGAGAAAUUGUGCCUCUUGAAAAUAUACCCGACCAAGAAUUAAAGAAGAGAUCGCGCCUUGGCUAUGCCUGGUUGGUCAGGGGAAAUCAUCUAGGAACUAAAAGUCAUCUUGUGGAUGCUUUUCAUCCAAUACUUUCAAAUUGGUUACGUACUAUUAAACCUGGUUAUGAACUUCUAACCUAUUAUGGUGACAAGUUUGCCAAAGAACUUGGCAUUAUAAGCCGAUCUACUGCUCAUAUUGAGAAAAACGACCAAGAUUCAUCUUCCUUGAAUUUAAAAUGUGGCGAUUGUGAUAAGGAAUUUCGCAAUAGGUCAACGUUAAUGCAGCAUCUGAAAACUCAUUCCACUUUUGCUGCUUUCAAAUGCGAUGAAUGCGAAGAAAGGUUUAAAUAUAAGCAGAGCCUAAAUCAACAUAUGCUCACACACACAGGGAGAACUUGA
Molecule: messenger RNA, 1278 nt
Organism: Rodentolepis nana
Lineage: Eukaryota; Metazoa; Platyhelminthes; Cestoda; Cyclophyllidea; Hymenolepididae
Source: the annotation of a GenBank genome assembly